Messenger RNA from Meloidogyne enterolobii, 777 nucleotides. Lineage: Eukaryota; Metazoa; Nematoda; Chromadorea; Rhabditida; Meloidogynidae. The record is from the annotation of a GenBank genome assembly.
UGAUAUAAUGGAUUCAAGUAUUUUGAGGCGUGGAAGGCCAAGUUGGCAUUCUUUGCCAGAUAUUGGAUUAGCAGCAAUAAAUGAUGGUUUAUUACUUGAUUGUGGUAUUAAUAAAAUUAUUCAAAAAGAAAUUCCUAGUCAUCCCAGAAAAAAUGCAAUAUUGAGGGAAAUUGCUACAGCAAAACAAAAGACAGUUAUUGGUCAAAUGCUGGAUAUGACAACAACAGAUUUGUCACAAUUCACUUGGUCGAGAUACUCUUCAAUUGUAAAACACAAAACUAGUCAUUAUUCCUACUUGCUCCCAUUAAAUAUUGGAAUGCAUUUGGCAGAUUAUACAACACCCCAUCAAGUACAAUUGAGACAAAUAGCAUAUGAUUUGGGUUAUUUAUUUCAAGCACAAGACGAUUAUCUUGAUUGUUUUGGAGAUCCUUCAAUUACUGGGAAAUCAAAUUUGGUCGAUUUGGCAGAAGGAAAAUGUACUUGGGUAACAUGUGCUCUAAUUGAAAAAUUGGAAAAAAGUAAUAAAUCUGUUGAAUUGGACAAUUUUAAAAAGAAUUUUUCGACUAAAGAUGAAAACAAAUUAAUUAUUGCAAGAAAUAUUAUUGUUGAACAGGGGAUUGAAGAGGAUUGUCUGAAAUUUCAGGUAAAGGAAAAUUUUCUGAAUUUUUAUUUACUAUAAAGUCAAACCCAUGAGCUUAAAAAUUUUAAAAAUGUCAAAUUACCAAAAAGACAAAAGUUCAAAACGUCCAAAACCCCAACUAUCCCAAUCACUUAAUU